AUGAGUUGGCGCGAUACGCCAGAGCUGCCCCUGGCCGAAGAUGUUAUGAAGGAAGCUGGCGAGCUUCCCAGGGGAAACCAUCUCAACGCCGUCUAUCUGCACAAAGACGCCUAUUUCGAGGUCCAGUACGAACUCCUGAGACAUGAAGGCGUUGAGCCCAUCCGUAAAGCAGUGCAAGAGUACAGGUCAGCCCCUGAGAUGAUAGAGAGCGCCGAGACGUGUGUAUACACCGAUGUAUUUGUCCGCGGCGCCAACAUCAUCCGACUCGGGGUAAUGAUCCGCGUCACCUUCUCUUCGGUGCGUGCCCGACAUUUAAUCAACUGGCCUGCCUCUCAGCGGCUGGUCCCGGGUACGAUUGUGGCCUUGUCCCCUGCGUGGGACAACUUCCAAACGCGGUGCAUUGUGGCUACGGUAACUGGUCGGUAUGACGAACUCAUCGACAGUCCAAUGACACCCCCUCCGUUGGAUCUCGAGAUACACGAUACCCAAACCACCGCUGCCCUCAUGGACCCCGACCAGGAUUACGUCAUGAUAGAAGCACGCUCUAACUACUUCGAGGCCGUCCGACAUGUUUUGGAGGGUCUAAAGCAGACGGCAAAGGACGAGUCACCGUUCGACAAAUACCUAGUCAGAGGCUCCAACAGGGUCGAUCGACCGGCAUACAUGCCUCGCUCCGCGUCCUCAGUGGAUGUCUCGACCCUCAACGACAGCAUUCGUCGAUCAGCGUCCAUGGGCAUCCCCGUUCAGGGCGACAUUACGAACCAUGUGCAACUGAAAGCAAGACUGGACAAGUCGCAAAUUCUCGCACUACAGCGAAUGGUCACCAAAGAGCUGGCUGUUGUACAGGGCCCUCCCGGGACGGGGAAGACCCACACAUCCAUGGCAGCGCUGAAGGUUCUGCUGAGCAUGCAGCCAUUCGAUGUGCCAAUCAUUGUCACGGCACAAAAGAAUGACACUGUUGACGAGCUUCUUGUCCGUUGUCACAACCUCGGCAUCAACUUCGUCCGUAUCGGCGGCCAGUCCAAGAACAAGACAGUCUCUGACAGGUCCUUGGUCAGCCUCCGCGUGCAGUCUCGGGGUAAUACGUGGCGGAGGGACGGGUACCAGAAACGCCUUGACGUUCUGAAAUCCCAGGCAAGGCGUCUCUUGAAACGCUGUUUCCCUCCCCGUAACCAGCAGCUGAUCUUGCCUGAACAUUUCCGGGAGGUUGGUUUGAUCAGCGCUAAGCAGUAUGACUCCAUCGCGGUCUCCUGGGAUGGAGCCGUCAAGUCAAUAGGAGGACAAGUCGCACGGCAUCCGCUCGGGCCGUGGCUCGGUGACCAAGUACUUUCCGCGAAGCCUCAUCGUAGCAUCCACGUUCCCCUUGAUGGUGAUGCCGGCGUCGAGGUGGUGUCAGAGCAUGAAUCGAGCGAGGACGUUGCGGUUCGCAACAUGAAGGAGCAGUUGACAGGCAAGCCCAUUUUAAUGUCGAGAUGGAAUAGCGUGAGAUUGCCAGCCAUUGCAGGGCAUGAUCCGGGUGGCAGCUCCCUGGCUAAGCAACUCCUCGACGGCAAUCCAAAUCUUUGGGAUAUUGCCCCUGAAUAUCGCGGAAUAGUUUACCAGUACCUCGAGCGUCUUUACGUCUUGUCGACCAAGCUGGCUCUUGGCACCGUCUUCAAGCAGGUCAACGAGGUCGUCAAGAAACUCAAGUCGAUCCGAUUGAGAGAAGACGUCGACACAGUCCGCAAAGCAGGGGCACGCAUCAUUGGGUGCACGACCACGGGCCUCACCAAGUACCGCGGACUUAUUGCUGCUACGCAACCACGGGUCAUGAUGAUCGAGGAAGCCGCCGAAACCCGCGAGGCAAACAUUACUGCCGCCUUGUUCUCCUCCCUGCAGCAGAUCAUCCUGGUGGGCGAUCACAUGCAGCUGGCGCCUCACGCCGACGUCCUGGAGCGGAGCAGGCCGCCCUUCAACUUGAACGUCUCGCUCUUCCAGAAGCUUAUUGAGCGAGGGCUGGAGUACUCAAGUCUUCAAAUACAGAGGCGCAUGCCACCGGAUGUUCGCAAGCUGCUAAGUGCUUGGUACCCACUCCUCGUCGAUCACCCCUGUACCGAGAGCCAGGGCACGAUCCCCGGGAUGGGUGCGCAAACUCUACUUUGGUUCGACCACAGGCAUGCCGAGUCUUCGGAUCGAUAUUCUAGCAAAUUCAACGCGUUCGAAGCUGAUAUGGUUGUUGGGCUGUACGACUACCUGGUACUCAACGGGACCAUCCCGUCCGAUAUUACUAUCCUGACCUUUUACAGCGGUCAGAAGUCAUACAUUCUAAACAGUCUCCGGCGAAAGUACAAUUUCCCUAGUCGUUACGCCGGUGACGGCGAAGAUGACGCCGGGCCCGAAGUUCAAACAGUGGACGGAUACCAGGGUAAGGAGAACGAGAUCGUUCUCGUUUCCGUGACCCGGAGUCCCAAGAACCGAAGCAAGCCGGAUGCAGGCUUCCUCAAGGACCGGAGGCGCGCAAUUGUAGCCCUCAGCAGGCCUCGACGGUUGCUCGUUGUUCUUGGCGACACGCAGAACCUCCUGGCUUCAUCGGCCCAGCCUAUCUGGAGCGAGGUAUUGAAAAGAAUGAAGUGCCCGCCCUGCAACUACAUGCCGGUUUUCUGCGAGGCGCACGGCAGGGAGAUUUGUGUUCGGCAGCCGGAUGAUUGGGAGAGAUUGGCCAGCAAAGGAGGUUGCGGGAUGCGCUGCGGGCGAAAAACCGGCAUUCACAGAUCGAUGUGCGGACAAAAGUGCCACGGUGGUUCUUGCAAACCGGCGCUCGGCGCCUCGAUCCCGGAUAGAUCUGUGGUCAGUACCGCGCAGACGUCUUCUGAGCUUUCUACUGUCACAAGGGCCUCCAUGCUGUCCACCGAGAAGAACCUCAUAGACCUCUAG
Messenger RNA from Colletotrichum destructivum, 2913 nucleotides. RefSeq names its product Putative P-loop containing nucleoside triphosphate hydrolase, DNA2/NAM7 helicase, helicase. Gene Ontology annotation, molecular function: helicase activity. The transcript is spliced from 4 exons. The record is from RefSeq and is a predicted model, not a curated record. Bases 1 to 2913 code for a protein of 970 amino acids. Gene Ontology annotation, cellular component: nuclear RNA-directed RNA polymerase complex. Gene Ontology annotation, biological process: regulatory ncRNA-mediated heterochromatin formation. NCBI's taxonomy places the organism in Eukaryota, Fungi, Ascomycota, Sordariomycetes, Glomerellales, Glomerellaceae.